Rotaria socialis is the source of this 372-nucleotide messenger RNA. The record is from the annotation of a GenBank genome assembly. Lineage: Eukaryota; Metazoa; Rotifera; Eurotatoria; Philodinida; Philodinidae.
AUGGCAACACAAGAUGCUCACAUGGCAACUGAAGAUUGUUGCAGUUCAACAGUAACCAUAACCGAAACGGAUCAGCCUGUUCGUCCACAUUCACCAACGCUUAUACUCGAAUUACAUCGUCCAAUUGAAACAGGUCCACGAGUUCGUUGGUCCGAAGGCACUGUCGAUAAUGAAUACAUGAAUAAAAAGAAAUCCAAAUGUUGUUGUAUCUAUACGAAACCACACGAUCCGCAAUCGCACGAUGAUAAAACAACUGAAGUAGAUGAAUAUGAUAAUUGUCAACAUUGUCGUUUUCAUACUGAAUCGGAUUUCGCUGCUAAACCGGACGAUCGUCAGCCUAAAAUAAAAGUAGUUAUCGGUAAACCUAACUAA